Molecule: messenger RNA, 1560 nt
Organism: Rotaria socialis
Lineage: Eukaryota; Metazoa; Rotifera; Eurotatoria; Philodinida; Philodinidae
Source: the annotation of a GenBank genome assembly
AUGUCAGCAACAAGUAACAAUGAAUAUCGAGAAAAUGCACCUAAUGAUGCAGAUGCAGAUGAUGAUGAUGAGACCGAGGAAGAAAACUCUAGUGACGAACAAGAAGAAGAAAUGAAUGUACUUGAACAAGUACAAGGAUUGUUUUCGUCAGAUACAUAUCCGAAUGUAAUUGAAAUGUUUCGUGCUUAUCAAUCAGAUUUUAAUCUUGUGCAAUUUCUUACAACACAUAAAAUUGUUUCACAAUAUGAUUAUAUCCGUUUAAUUAAUUAUAUUCGUCGUGAAAAACCUUCGAUUGAUGAUUUAAAACAAUUGAAACAAUCAACAUCACCUCCAUGGGCCGAUGAUAAAUAUUUCGAGACAGUUAUUGAUAAUGAUCCAGCAUUGCAAUUGGAUAUUGAGGAAGAUUUAAAUCAACUCGGUGGAUUAACAAUAUCAAAAUCUAUUGAAGAAAAUGAUCAAUUAGCAAAAGCAAAUCAAAGAAUUCGAGAAUUAGAAGAAAUGGUUGAAACGUUAAAAUCUAUGACAUCAAGGUUAUUAGAUGAUCAAUCUACCGGUGCAACAACAACAACAUCACCGAAUGUCAAAACUAAGGAUGAUAUUCAAGAUAAGGAUUAUUUUGCUACAUAUAAUCAUUAUGAUAUUCAUAAAGAAAUGCUUCAGGAUACCGUUCGUACUGAAAGUUAUCUAAAAACAAUACAAGAAAAUGUUGAUAUAUUUCGUAAUAAAAUCAUAUUAGAUGUUGGUUGUGGAACAGGUAUUCUUUCUAUGGCAUGUAUCAAAUAUGGACAUGCAAAAAUGGUUAUUGCUGUUGAUAUGUCAGAUAUGAUUUAUGAUGCAAUGGCUAUUGCGAAAGAAAAUAAUAUUGAUGAAUCGAAAAUUGUGUUUAUUCAUGGAAGAAUCGAAGAUGUCAAACUGCCAGUUGAUAAAGUUGAUAUUAUUAUAUCGGAAUGGAUGGGUUAUUUUCUAUUGUUUGAAUGCAUGUUGGAAUCUAUCAUCUUCGCUCGUAAUGCGUACUUAGAAAAGGAGACUGGUUUGGUGUUACCCGACGAUUUCUCUAUACAUCUGUCUGGUUUUCAUUCCGACAGUCUUCAUCAUGAACACAUUGGUUAUUGGUCAGAUGUCUAUGGUUUCGAAAUGAAUACAGUUGCAAAAAAUAUUCUUGCUGAUGGUCAUGUUAUGAUCGUGCCCGCUGAAGAUAUCAUGACUAGUGAUUGUUGUAUUAAAACUUUAGAUAUUUAUACAUGUUCAAAUGAUGAUAUAACUUUUACACAACCAUUCACUCUUGAAGCACUUAAAUCUAGUACGAUAUCAGGUUUUGUUUGCCAUUUUGAUGUCAAUUUUGCCAAGAAUCUUAUUGAAAAGGUACAUUUUUCCACAUCGCCACGAUCACCAGGUACUCAUUGGAAGCAGACUGUAUUCUUUUUACCUCGAUUAUACAAUGUUCAAGAAGGUGAAGAAAUCCAUGGAAAAAUAACGUGUCAAAGACAUCCACAUGAAAAACGCGGCCUCAUUAUUCAUUUACAUGUAUUCGAUUCAAAAUUUAAAUUCUAUCUUGAAUAA